AUGCAGAACAUCUACAACGCGCUCUCUUCUGCCGGCCUCGCGAAUCAGAUCAAGGUUUCGACGGUCGUCGACAUGGGAAUUCUCGGACAAUCUUAUCCCCCUUCGGCCGGCAAGUUCACCGCCAGCUCUAAGCGUUUCCUGACGCCCAUCGUGGGAUUCCUAACCCGCACCGGGGCGCCGCUGCUGGCCAAUGUCUACCCGUACUUCUCUUACAUCGGCAACCAGAGGGACAUCUCGCUUGACUACGCCCUCUUCACCUCCCCGGGCACCGUCGUCACCGACGGGCGUUUCGUCUACCAGAACCUGUUCGACGCCAUUCUCGAUUCCGUCCAAGCUGCUCUCUAG
Messenger RNA from Spirodela intermedia, 345 nucleotides. NCBI's taxonomy places the organism in Eukaryota, Viridiplantae, Streptophyta, Magnoliopsida, Alismatales, Araceae. The record is from the annotation of a GenBank genome assembly.